UUACUACGGGAGACAGAGAAGCUCCAGCCUCUAGGCAAUGAAGUCUUCUAACACAAGCAAUGAAACGUCGAAUUUGAAGUUUUUUCAAUCGUUUUGCUAGGCGUAUUUGCUAUAAUUGCAGUCGGCGUUUGAAUUCGUGAGACUAUAAGAUUUUGAGCGUCUUAGUGAUACGUAACUGUGUGUCGUUAGGCUCUUAACACCAACUGCUAACUAGCUAAGCUAACGCUAUAGGCUUACAAUCACCAUGUCGAGGCCGCUUGAUGUCGACUGAAAAUAUUAGCUCGCUUUAGCCUACCAGUUUGCUAACCGACGUUAGGUUGCUGUGCUGUUAUGUUAAGUCGGAUAAGUACACUGUAAACACUUUGUGUAACUUACAGACGUCCGUAAACGUUGUCACCACCAUCAUGUUUAUUUAUCUCAGCAAGAAGAUUGCUAUUCCCAGCAAUAUCCAUCUAAAAUGUGUCUCCUGGAACAAAGAUCAAGGCUUUAUUGCCUGUGGAGGAGACGAUGGGCUCCUGAGAGUACUGAAGCUUGAGACCCAGACAGAUGAUGCCAAACUCAAAGGUCUUGCUGCACCCAGUAAUCUAUCAAUGAACCAGACUCUAGAGGGACACAGCGGUGCAGUGCAAGUGGUCACAUGGAACGAACAAUAUGAAAAGCUGACAACCAGUGACCAGAAUGGACUCAUCAUUGUAUGGAUGCUUUACAAAGGUGCGUGGUAUGAGGAGAUGAUCAACAACAGGAACAAGUCGGUGGUGCGGAGCAUGAGCUGGAACGCUGAUGGUCAAAAGAUCUGCAUUGUGUAUGAAGAUGGGGCAGUCAUUGUUGGAUCUGUAGAUGGAAACCGGAUUUGGGGAAAGGAGCUCAAGGGGAGUCAGCUUGCUCAUGUGGCGUGGUCGCCAGACAGCAAGAUCCUCCUCUUCGGCAUGGUCAAUGGAGAAGUACAGAUCUAUGACAAUCAAGGAAAUUUUAUAAUGAAAAUGACCAUCAGCUGUCUCAGCAGUGCGACUGGAGCUGUGAGUAUAGCAGGUAUCCACUGGUAUGCAGGAACCGGGGGUUACGUGGAGCCCGACUGCCCAUGUCUUGCCAUCUGUUUCGACAGUGGGAGGUGCCAGAUUAUGCGUUAUGAGAAUGAUGAAAACCCGGUGUGUCUAGACACUUUGAUGAAUGUGGUCAGUAUCCAGUGGAACCAUUGUGGCAGUGUGUUGGCAGUGGCAGGUUCCCUCAGAGCCUCAAAUAUGGAGAAAGAGUUCAAUGUGGUGCAGUUCUACACCCCAUUUGGAGAGCAUCUGAGAACUCUCAAAGUGCCCGGGAAGCAGAUGUCAGGAGUUGCCUGGGAGGGAGGAGGGCUGCGAAUCAGCCUGGCUGUGGACUCCUACAUCUAUUUUGCCAACAUAAGGCCAGAUUACAAGUGGGGCUACUGUUGCAGCACCGUGGUGUACGCCUACACAAAGCCAGAAGGGCAAGAGUACUGCGUGGUAUUCUGGGACACCAAAAACAAUGAGAAGUUUGUGAAAUAUGUCAAGAGCUUGAUAUCAAUCACUACAUCGGGGGACUUCUGCAUCCUGGCCAGCAAAGCAGAUGACACCCAGCCUCAGGAGGAUGCUGAGUUAGAGUCUGGGAAUCAUGCAAGGUAUGUCCUGAUUCUGUGCAACUCCAUUGGAACUCCACUGGACUCAAAAUACAUUGAGAUUGAUCCAAUAUUUGUCACCAUGACCAAGACGCAUGUCAUUGCUGCAUCCAAAGAAGCUUUCUACUUGUGGCAAUACAGAGUGGCAAAGAAACUGACUGCCCUGGAGAUCAACCAAGUGACCAGAACAAAGAAAGAGGGAAGGGAAAGGUUCUAUCACAUUGACAGUAGUCCAUCUGGAACCGGGGACAGUGGUCCAGAUUUUGCUAAAGCCUUCACAGCCACUCGAGAUUCAAUCUGCUGCAUUACAGCAACAGAUAAGACUCUGAUUGUGGGUCGUGAGUCUGGCACCAUCCACAGAUACAGCCUUCCAAAUGUUGUUCUCAUCCAGAAAUACACUUUGAACAACAGAGCCUAUUAUCUCUCCUUGAACUGCAAUUCCAGUCGUCUGGCCAUAAUCGAUAUCGCAGGCGUGUUGACUUUGUUGGACCUGGAGGUUCGUGCAGCCACAGACGACAGGACAGGAAACCAGGCAUCUGCAGGGGAUCCAUCCAAGUUUGAGCGCAAAGAUGUUUGGGACAUGAAGUGGGCAAAUGACAACCCUGAUCUGUUCGCCAUGAUGGAAAAGACCAGGAUGUAUGUCUUUAGGAACCUAGACCCAGAGGAACCCAUCCAAACAUCUGGAUACAUCUGCAACUUCGAGGACCUGGAAAUCAAAUCUGUCUUGCUUGAUGAAAUCAUGAAGGAUCCAGAGAGACCAAACAAAGACAACCUCAUCAACUUUGAAAUCCGCUCUCUAAGAGACAGCCGCACACUGAUUGAAAAAGUAGGCAUUGAAGACGCUUCACAGUUCAUUGAAGACAAUCCUCACCCAAGACUCUGGCGACUGCUGGCUGAGGCAGCCCUCCAGAAACUGGAUCUAAAGAUGGCUGAGCAGGCUUUUGUGCGCUGCAAGGACUACCAGGGCAUUGAGUUUGUGAAGCGCCUGGGCAACCUGCAAAGUGAACCCAUGAAGCAGGCAGAAGUGGCAGCUUACUUUGGCAGGUUUGAGGAAGCUGACCGCAUGUAUCUGGAUAUGGAUCGCAGGGACCUUGCCAUCAGCCUCAGGAUCAAGCUAGGAGACUGGUUCAAGGUGCUGCAGCUGCUCAAAACUGGUUCUGGGGACUGUGAUGAUGCUCUCCUUGAACAAGCAUACAAUGCAAUCGGAGACUAUUUUGCUGAUAGACAGAAAUGGGUCAAUGCAGUGCAGUACUACAUUCAGGGCCGUAACCAGGAGAGACUGGCAGAAUGCUACUACAUGUUAGAGGACUAUGAUGGCCUUGAAAAGCUGACUGCCCUUCUGCCAGAGAAUCAUAAACUGUUGCCGGAGAUUGGACAGAUGUUUGCCACUGUGGGCAUGUGUGAGCAGGCUGUGAACGCCUAUCUUAAGUGCAACCAACCCAAAGCUGCAGUUGACACAUGUGUCCAUCUGAACCAGUGGAACAAAGCAGUGGAACUGGCCAGGACCCACAACAUGAAGGAGAUUAAAUCUCUUCUCUCCAAAUAUGCUUCACAUCUUCUUGAGAAGAAUAAAACUCUAGAGGCAGUGGAACUGUAUCGGAAAGCUCACCAUUUUCUUGAAGCUGCCAAACUCAUGUUUAAGAUCGCAGAUGAGGAGGCUAAGAAAAGGACCCGACCUCUGAGGGUGAAGAAGCUUUAUGUACUGGCAGCACAUCUUGUUGAAAAUUACCAUGAGCAGGUGAAAACAUCACAGCAGAGCAAAGCCAAAGGAAAGAAGUCUGAGGCAACAUUUGCACUUGCUGGGCUGCUUGAGGAAGAUGCAACGUCUUCAGACAGUCGUAUCGUGGACAAUGCCUGGCGUGGAGCAGAGGCAUAUCACUUCUUCCUGCUUGCUCAAAGGCAGCUGUAUGGCGGGUACAUGGAGAAUGCCAUGCGCACAGCCCUUCACCUGCGCGAGUAUGAGGACGUCAUCCCUGCAGUGGAGAUCUACUCUCUGCUUGCCAUUUGCUCCGCAGCCAGCCGGGCUUUUGGCACAUGUUCACAGGCCUUCAUCAAACUGGAAUCCCUGGAGAGCCUGGACGCUGAGCAGCGGCAGCUUUAUGAGGACCUGGCCCUGGAGAUCUUCACCAAGCAUACCCCCAAGGACAGCCGCAUGCUGGAGCUGGACAGGUCCUCAGAGGGGAUGGAGGGAAAAUUACCCACAUGCAUUGUGACAGGUCUGCAGAUCCAGGAGUACCAGUUUUGGAUGUGCAGUGUGUGCAAACACUGCGCUCUAGAGCAGGAGAUCAGCAAAUACAACUGCUGCCCACUGUGCCACACUGCUGUAGCAUGAAGCCCAAAACCUCAAGUUUCAUAAGAACAGUUAUUUUCACACUUUGUUUCACACAUUGUUUCAUUGUUUCAUCAUAUAUAAAGUGUGUGUGUGUGUGU
Molecule: messenger RNA, 4060 nt
Organism: Amphiprion ocellaris (clown anemonefish)
Lineage: Eukaryota; Metazoa; Chordata; Actinopteri; Pomacentridae
Gene: wdr35
Product: WD repeat domain 35
Exons: 28
Coding region: 405-3962 (1185 amino acids)
Biological process (GO): protein localization to cilium; intraciliary retrograde transport; non-motile cilium assembly
Cellular component (GO): non-motile cilium; intraciliary transport particle A
Molecular function (GO): protein binding
Source: RefSeq, a predicted model, not a curated record